Molecule: messenger RNA, 3212 nt
Organism: Toxoplasma gondii ME49
Lineage: Eukaryota; Apicomplexa; Conoidasida; Eucoccidiorida; Sarcocystidae
Product: MORN repeat-containing protein
Exons: 9
Coding region: 1-567 (188 amino acids)
Source: RefSeq, a predicted model, not a curated record
AUGCCAUUCGUGUCUGAUGCAGUUUCCAGCAAUGACCAAAAGAGUCUCAAGAAUGGUUCACGAGCUCGAAUUUAUUGGCCAAUCAAGGACCAUGGCUUGCAGGGCCCUGGCGUGCACGGUAGUGGGGAAUGUGGCGUUAUCGCGCCGCUAGUUCCUUCAAACAGGAAGUACCAGCUCCUAUCAAGGCCCAACCUUGCCCACUUUUUGAGGUGCUACAGAGGUGAAUGGAAGGACAACAAACGUCAUGGAUUCGGCAUCCAGACAUACCUCGAUGGUAGUACGUAUGAGGGCCAGUGGCGUGAAGAUCGGAGGCAUGGACACGGGAUAAUGUGGGAAAAACUCCCGUCAUCGAACUUUGGCUCCGCUGGUUUUGCUGCUGGAGCACAGGUAUCGGCGAGCCUAUUGUGGCCAGUGGCAGCGAGACAAGCAGUGGGGCGAAGGGGAGGCGCUGGAUGCGGACGGGGGAAAGUAAGCUCUGACACAUCUGCAGCGUUUUCUACCGUUUUUGCGUGUUAUAUAUUUAUAACGAAGACGUGUGGACGUAAUAAAAACAUCGCGAUGACCUGACAAGCGUUUCACACGCGCUGGGACUCUGCUGAAGGUUCGAGUGACCAGAACACACUGCUCGUGUGAAAUAUGCAGACCCCUCCAUCCUUGGAGCUGAGUUUUUUUUUCGCAUGGCUGCACCUCAUUCCUACAGACAUCUAGACAUCUUCGAGCUUGCAAACACACUUACUCGUGUAUUAGCCCCACUCACGGACCACGUUAAAUGGGGAAAAUACUACGUCUGAGCGGCAGUAUUAUCCUCUUGCUUUGAGAACAGAUACACCGGCAGCUGGCGGGCAGGUGAAAGACACGGCUGGGGCGAGGAAGUGGACACCAAUGGCAACGUAUAUACCGGGAGCUGGAGAGACAACAUGAAGUCCGGAGAAGGCGUUAUGAAAAUGUGAGGCAAAGAAUCCCGCCGUGUGGACACUCCGGUGCCGUCCAAGGUGAAUAGAACCGGCUGACAUGGCAGUCGCCAGCAGCGAGCAAGAGGCCGACGAAACCCAAGUGUGGCACACGACGAGUUUCGUGUCACGUAUUUAUGCCGUUAUAAGCACUCUGAUAUUGCUCUCAAGAAAUCACCCCGUAGAGCGCCUCUGUGUCAUGACAUACGCCUGCGCUGCAGUGCUCAUUCCCAAGAAGUUGUUCUGGUACCCGGAAAAGCACCAUGGCGAUUUCGUUUCUCUUGAGUAAUGUUGCCUUUGGAACACGGUCGUACAACGCAGCCUUCGUAAGGUUUGGACGCUUUUUAUUUCCCCUCACUUUCUAGAGAGUCGCGAAGCCCGUCGUAUACUCAUUUUCCUAUGGAGUUUAACUCUUUUAUAGAUUUUAUCUUUUCUGCUGGUUUGCUUACGAAUUCUACCGUGGGCGGCAGUCCAUGCACGCAAUUUUCUAUCGAUGAUCCAACACGUACACAACUUGAUAAUGCAUAUAUGUACAUCGUCGUACACCACUCUGCUUCCUGGUUUCUUUCGUGCCCGUGCAGGGUGAACGGAGAUGUUUUUGAGGGGACUUUCGUUAGGAACAAAAAAGUGAGGACCACACGAAACCAAAAAGGGAGAUUUUGAAAUACAUUUCACUCGCUGACAGGAGAAACUCUCUCUCUGUUGUUCGUGCGGCUACGGAAUUACCAGAAUGCCCUGUGAGGAAAACUGGGAACAGACACAAGACCUGCCUUUUUUCCCGUUACAGGAAGGGAGAGGAACAUAUACGCACGCGUCUAAGAGAGUCCGCGUAGGAGAAUGGGCAGAUGACAUUAUGGUCGCUGGUAAGAACUUUCGUGCCUUUUGUACUUCCCACUACCCGAUGCUCCUACUACUGAAGCAGGAUACAAAAACAAAUCAAGGGGGGAACGCACAUUUUCCUUUUUUGGCAACGACAUUUCGCUGGAUUUGUCUUAACGGUUUUCACUGUAGGGCUGGCAGUGUGAUCAAGUGAGAUUGCGAUUGAUCGAAAUGAAGAAACUAAAUAUGUGUGGAUUCUGGAGGGCCGAAGGCCAGUCUGAAAGGAUACACUAAAUUGUGUUUCUACGGUGUGAUGACACUUUAGGAGGCAACGCUUUCUGAUGAACAAGGCGGGUGACUUGAUACGCCAACCGAAAGAUUGUUUCUAUUGCCGCAAAUUUGAAGGCGACCCCAUGUGUCACAUCUGGAUUUUGUACAGGAGAGUUUUGGGGUGUUCCAUCACCCGCUCUCAGUCCUAAGACGGCAGAGAGCUUGCAUCGUCAAGGCUAUUUGCCUGUUCCCUCUGAGCGCACAAGCAACUCCACCCAUGUUACAGAGUUCGCUUCCCAAAGGCAGAAUGACUCAGGGUCGAACUCUUGGAAAAACGACAGUCAAGAGUUGGCGCAUUCGGGUUUCAGUGCCUUUUCACCCAUUACGCAAGAUAUACAGUUCGUAGACCAAGAGGAACCAGAAAUACCUCUCCCUUCGCUGUCUCUUUUGCAUCCGGAAAGAGUUCUGAAUGACGCUCUAGCAAGCGUCCGAAACUUGCGCAGGCUCUACAGAGUCCAAAAUACUCCUGUAUGGCUAACACCCUCCCACUUUUUUACGCAAGAAUAAUCGAUCCCUUGCUAUUCUGAAACACGGUUAUCUGUCCCGUGUGCUUCUGAGUGUAUUGCCGUAAAGGAAUGCUCAACCAUCUCUGCCGCACAGCACUCAUCAGAGGCGACACUUCAACUGCUGCCGCCCCGGUCUCUUUGCUAGAAGGGAGCUUCGGACAGGCACGUGACACAGUAUUUUCUUUGUUCCGACGUAUCACAGCUUAGCUUGCUGCUAUCGAGCGAUGAUAUUGAAGAGCUGAAGGAAUCUUUCUCAAAGACAACAACGGUACGCGUGAGUGUUCAAUGCGCGAUAAGUGUGUGUUGAAGAUGUAGCACAACGUUCUGAGGUCGAGAACAAAUCCGGGUGUUGUGUUCAAGAUGACAUAAGAUAUAAGAAAACCAGCACACCAAUUGAUCAGUUUCGUACAAGGUCGACAUCUCCAGUUUGAUUUCUAGUUUUCGGCGAAGGCGAUCUAACCACAGGUUUUGCUGACGUAGCGACCACAGCCACACGCGCUAAGAGAGGCGUGCUUCUCGACAGGAAGCACACGACUGUGUAUCUGCGUUUCAACAGUGCUUUCGUUGGAAGGAAGGCCGAACACAUAAGAGCAGGUUUUUGUCGCAU